CCACUCCUCCACCCCUCUGUCAUCCUUUCUCCCUUCGCUCUCCCUCCUCCUCCCCUCAUUCUCAGUCAUCUCUCGCAAGUCGUAAAAAUGAUUUGCAUGCAGGAGGAGAGCAGAACUUUGCAGUGAGCACAGUAAGUGAAUCGAGGGGAGAGAAAGGAAAAAGGCUGGAAAGGGGGACGCGUUGUUCGGGAGAGGAGGACGAAAAGUUUAAAAAGAGAAGACUGCAGCUGAAAAUGAUUGUGGAGGAGAUGUGGUGAGCCGUUCCCGUCCAGCUGAACUUCACUCGGUCCCAGUGGAAGCAGAGGUCUGGACCAAAGAGCUGCCUCAACCCCAAACCAUUUCAGAUGGAGCUGGAUGCAGACGAUAAGCGCCAUCGAACACGCUCCAAAGUGCCUGUGGAUCCGGCGUUAACAGAGCUUUUCAGUGUGUAUGGCUGCCCCCUGGCCAAGAAGAGAAAGAGUCUAGACAGACAGACCCUGGAAACAUCCCCCAAGAGGAGCACCUACCUAGAUGACAUGGACAACUCCACGAUGGAGGAAUGCUACGAGACAGACGGGACCGAGGAGAUGGACGACAGGGAGGAAGAGGAGGAGGAGGGAGCCGUAGAGGUGGAGGAGGGGGAAGUGGAGGAGGAGGAAGAGGAGGAGGAGGAGGAGGAAGAAGAGGAGGUAGAGGUGGAGCAAGAAGAGGAGGAGGAGGGCGAUGAGGAACGGGUGGAGGAGGCCGAGGAGGAAGAGGAGGAGGAGGAGGAGGAAGCAGUAGAGGAAGUGGACUAUGAAGGGGGAGAGUCGGAAGAAGGAGAGCAGAGUCAAGGGCAAGAGGACGAUCAGAUGAGCAGCAGCGAGGGGGGCGAGGGCGACAGCAGAGGUGGCGGUGGCGGUGGUGCUGGCAAUGCAAAAUCUGGCCAGACGACGGAGAAGGACAACAACAACAAUGAAGAGUACGAAAACUACGACGAGCUUGUGGCAAAGUCCCUCCUGAACCUGGGCAAGAUUGCAGAAGACGCUGCCAACCGGGCCUUGACUGAGUCUGAGCUGAACAGCAACUCUUCCAACAGUGGAGAGGAAGAGGAAGAGGAUGAGGAAGAGGAAGAAGAGGAAGGGGACGAUGAUGAUGAAGAAGAGGAGGAAGAGGAGGAAGAAGAGGGGGAGGGGGGUGAAACGCAGAGGGGAGCUCUAACCUUGGACGUUGACAGUGAUGUGGUUCGGGAGACAGUGGACUCCCUAAAACUGCUGGCACAAGGUCACGGUGCGGUGUUGUCUGACAAUUUAGAUGGACAGGAGUUUGAGGAUGGCGCUUUGAAUGGGACUGACCGUACCCAUAAUGGGGGAAAUGCACACAAUGGUGGACACCUUAAGACCUCCAGCAAUGGACAAAUUGAAAACAGCGAUGAGGAAGUGUGUUUAAGCAGUUUGGAGUGCCUACGAAAUCAAUGCUUUGACCUAGCUCGGAAACUAAGCGAAACAAAGUCCACCGACCGAAACGGACCUUCCCAGCAAAACCAUUUCUUGUGCGGGGAUCCCAAUCAGCAGCUCCAGCACCACGGCUAUGGGGAUUUCCACCAUGGCCAAGACGACAGGCGGAACUAUUCCGACAUGGACAAUCUCUUGAAGUUGGAGGAGCAGCUGAGCCCGCGCUCCAAAGCUUUCGCCAGUUGCGCACAGGACGACCGGUAUCACACCAGCCACCGGGACUUCGAUGAGGACACCGCCUCAGUCACGUCGGACCGAUCUGAAGAGGUGUUUGACAUGACAAAGGGCAACCUGUCGCUACUGGAGAAGGCCAUUGCACUAGAGUCCGAACGCGCCAAGGCAAUGCGAGAUAAAAUGGCGGCUGAGGCUGCUAGGAGAGAUGGGGUGAGGUAUAACCACGACGAUCAUGGCCCACGGCAUGGCUAUGGUGUUGAGCGUAAAGCCCGCCUUCAUGAUGGCAUGAAGAAGCCUUUUUAUCACAAAGAUGCUUCUCGUGCGGACAAGAAGGAAAGCCGCUGUCCGACGCCGGGCUGUGACGGCACCGGCCACGUGACUGGCUUGUACCCGCAUCAUCGGAGUCUAUCUGGCUGUCCGCACAAAGACAGGGUGCCGCCAGAAAUUGUGGCAAUGUAUGAGAAUGUUCUUAAGUGUCCUACGCCUGGCUGCACGGGACGCGGCCAUGUCAAUAGCAACAGAAACUCCCACCGAAGUCUGUCCGGAUGUCCCAUCGCUGCAGCCGAGAAGCUGGCCAAAGCCCAGGAGAAGCACCAGAGCUGUGACGGCCCCAAAUCCAACCAGUCCUCCGACCGAGUCUUAAGGCCUAUGUGCUUUGUCAAACAACUGGACUAUCCACAGUAUGGUUACAAGAACAAUGUCUCCACCAGUACGCCCCGCUCCAACCUGGCCAAGGAGCUGGAGAAGUACUCCAAGACCAGCUUCGACUACAGCGCCUUCGACGGCAGCAGCAACCACCAGGUGUACGGGAAGCGGGCCAUCGCGCCCAAGGUGCACGGACAGAGGGACAGCUCGCCGAAAGGAUACGACGCCAAACGCUACUGCAAAAACUCCAGUUCGGCCAGCAGCACCACCAGCACCUAUGCUCCCAGCAGCAGCAGCAGCAGCCUGAGCUGCGGCGGGGGCAGCAGCGCCAGCAGCACUUGCAGCAAGAGCAGCUUUGACUACAGCCACGACAUGGAGGCCGCCCACAUGGCGGCCACGGCCAUCCUCAACCUGUCCACACGCUGCAGGGAGAUGCCUCACAGCAUGGGGGGGAAGCCGCAGGACCUGUGCUCGCAGCGGAAUCCCAGUGUAGACGUUGACGAGAACGGCACGUUGGACCUGAGUAUGAGCAAGCGUCUGUGCGGCCGUGCUGGUGGAGGUGGAGCCGGAGGAGACUCUGUGCUCACCCCUCUAGAGCCGAUGUCCCCCCAGAGGCAAGCGGCCCUGCUGGGCUCCCGCUGCUACGGCAUGGGGGAUGCCGCUGACUGCUGGGACCUGCCAGUAGACUACACCAAGAUCGAACACAUAGAUGAGGACGAGAAAGAGGACGACCUGGACCCAUUCCAGGACCUGCUGGACGACCGCUCCUACACCACCGACGUGAACAUGCCCAGCCCCAAGCCCAAGUACAUCCAGUGCAAGGAGAGCAAGAAGGACCUGAUAACUCUCUCAGGUUGCCCUUUAGCUGAUAAAAGCAUUCGAAGUAUGCUGGCCAACAACGCGCAAGAGCUCAAGUGCCCGACACCAGGGUGCGAUGGUUCGGGACAUAUCACUGGCAACUACGCCUCACACAGAAGUCUCUCAGGGUGUCCGCGGGCCAGGAAAAGUGGGAUAAAGAUCAUACACAGUAAAGAGAACAAGGAGGACCAGGAGCCUAUCAGGUGUCCAGUCCCAGGUUGUGAUGGUCAGGGACAUGUGACCGGGAAGUACGCGUCCCACAGAAGUGCGUCCGGAUGCCCCAUAGCAGCCAAGAGACAAAAGGACGGUUAUCUAAAUGGCAUCCAGUUCACGUGGAAGUCUGGCAAGACGGAGGGCAUGUCCUGCCCCACGCCGGGCUGCGACGGCUCGGGUCACGUCAGCGGCAGCUUCCUGACGCAUCGGAGUCUGUCGGGUUGUCCGCGUGCCACCUCAGCCAUGAGGAAAGCCAGGCUCUCCGGAGUGGAACUGCUCACAAUAAAGCAGCAACACGCCAGCAACGGGCUGGAGCACGAGGAGGAGAUCAAACAGCUGGACGAGGAAAUCAAAGACUUAAGUGAAUCCAAUACCCAGGUGGAGGCGGACAUGAUCAAACUGAGAACGCAGAUCACGACAAUGGAGUCCAACCUGAAGUCCGUAGAGGAGGAAAACAAGAAACCACUGGCACACAAAGAGCCUCCACUACGGAAUAACAGCUGCUUACAGAUGCACCAGCAAGAGCAAAUCAGCGAUCAGAACUUUGAUGCCUAUGUGACCACUCUAACGGAUAUGUACACAAAUCAAGAGCCGUACCAGAGCCAGGAAAACAAAACCCUGUUGGAAAACAUCAAGCAAGCCGUGCAAGGGAUCCAAGUGUAACCACUUCUUUGAGUGAAGGGACAUUUUUUGUUUGUUUCCCCCCGGCAGGUCUGGACGGUGCAUCAAAUCCACACACAAACAGGCAGUGGCGGUUUCAGCUCCUCGGUGCGGUGCAGUGACUUAUAUAGUGUUAUAUAUUCUGAAUUCUCUCAAAAAAGAGGUGUUAUGCUAAGGAAGACCUCAAGAUCAUUACUUCUCCGUCUUUCUUUUCCUUUUUGGGUCUUGCUUUGAGGAAGAACAUAAAAAGAGACAAACCGCGGAACAGUUUUUGAGGACAUUCACAUUUUGUACGUUUUCAUAUGAGCUGACAUAGUGUCAUGUAAUGUUUCUAGCUGCUCAUGUAUGCACAUUUUAAGUGUAUAUUUCUGAACAGUACAAGCUUAUGAUUACGGAACGAGAGUUCUUUUUAUCGUUUGACGACAAAAGCAUUUUAGAUGAA
This is a messenger RNA of Pleuronectes platessa (European plaice), 4464 nucleotides long. It is a transcript of the gene myt1lb, whose product is annotated as myelin transcription factor 1-like, b. Gene Ontology annotation, biological process: regulation of transcription by RNA polymerase II. NCBI's taxonomy places the organism in Eukaryota, Metazoa, Chordata, Actinopteri, Pleuronectiformes, Pleuronectidae. Gene Ontology annotation, molecular function: RNA polymerase II cis-regulatory region sequence-specific DNA binding; DNA-binding transcription factor activity, RNA polymerase II-specific; zinc ion binding. Gene Ontology annotation, cellular component: nucleus. The record is from RefSeq and is a predicted model, not a curated record. Bases 345 to 4025 code for a protein of 1226 amino acids. The transcript has 25 exons.